Molecule: messenger RNA, 2437 nt
Organism: Salpingoeca rosetta
Lineage: Eukaryota; Choanoflagellata; Craspedida; Salpingoecidae
Product: preoptic area regulatory factor 2
Exons: 10
Coding region: 249-1988 (579 amino acids)
Biological process (GO): signal transduction
Cellular component (GO): cytoplasm; cytoskeleton
Molecular function (GO): GTPase activator activity; protein binding
Source: RefSeq, a predicted model, not a curated record
GACGCACUCUGGCGUUGGCGCUCUAUCCACCACGACAACUGGGCUGACUGGCUGACGCUCGCUCGCUGCUGAGAUUGGGCCAACAACAACAACAACAACAUCCACACCCCUCCACCUCCAUCCACCCCAUCUUGUUUGGGACACUCUCAAACACACACACACACACACACACACACACACACACACGUACACCUAGCACACACACACACACGUGCACCUAGCACACAUCACAUCACACACAGCACGCAAUGGAAUCGGACAAGCCACACAGCUGGGUCGAGAUCAUCGAGCCCAGCUCGGGGCGGAAGGUGUAUGCCAACACAACGUCUGGCGAAUGCCUGUGGAAACCGCCAGCUGGCGCCAGCUUUAAACCCUGCUCUGAGGAUCAAUGGUGGGAGUUGAAGGAUGCAAACUCUGGCCGUGCAUACUACUACAAUGCCACAACCAAGGUCACAGUCUGGGAUCGGCCCCAGCAUGGUGACAUUGUGCCGCUUGCCAAGCUCCAGGAGACACAACGACAAAUCGUGGAGAAGGAGGAAGGUCAGUCGCGCAGAGGCACUGCAACAGGGCAGGAAGCACAAACACAAGCACAGCAGGCGCAGCACGUACAGCAGCAAGCUGCUCCCACAACAGCAUCACGCCGCAGUUCACAGGGCCCGCCCGUCGCUGCAAAGCGCAAGUCGCAAAUCAUCAUGCAAGCGCAACAGCCAAACACACAACAACAGCACCAGCCAGGCGGUGCACAACCACCAAAGCCACCAAAGCCGCCGGCCAUGGACUACUCCGAGGUUGCCAGCAGCUCGCCAGAUCUCAAGACGUUCAAACACAACCUGGCUACACACAAGAAGGGCCUCUUCCGCAGGAAAGUAUCGCUGCACAACAUGCUGUCGUGGUCCCCGAGCGCAAUACCGAGGCCGAUGCUGCUCACCCUGAAGAAGGAACACAAGCGGCAGGCGCUGGAGAUGUUCAAGCUCUCACAGAUGUACAUGGGCGACAGAAACGCAAAAGGGCGCACGCCGUAUGCGGUCGCGAAGGAGAUUAUGUCCAUGUGCUGGGACGAGUCUGACGCCCGCCUCAGAGACGAAUUUUUCGUGCAGCUCUGCAAACAGACAACGGGGAACACAAAGCUGGACAGUUGUGAGCGCGGCUGGGAGCUGAUGGGAAUUGCGCUCAACUUUUUCCCACCCACGACCAAGUUUUUCACGUACCUCAAGGGGUAUAUCGCACGACACAUUGAGGACCAGCCAGGGGACAUUGGUGUGCUGAGCGAGGCGUGCUUCAAGCGGCUCAUCAGAAUAGCCAAGACGGGACGCAAGCAGGGCGCACAGCAGCCGUCAGAGGACGACAUUGAAAACGCAGCGCGCAAGCUGCGCAACCCGUCUGUGUUUGGGUCGAGCCUGGAUGAGAUUAUGGCGCUGCAGUAUGAGACGCACCCCGAGCUGUCCAUCCCGCGCGUGCUGCAGGUCCUCUCCAACGCCGUCCUCGAGCUUGGCGGCACACACACAGAGGGCAUCUUCAGGGUACCUGGCGACAUUGACGCUGUGAAUGCGCUGAAGCUGCAGAUGGACCGCGGGCAGGCGCCGAGCAACCUGCACGACCCGCACGUGCCGGCCUCGACCCUCAAGCUCUGGUUCCGAGAGCUGACCGACCCAAUUGUUCCCGAGGACUUGUACGAUGAGUGUGUGGCGGCGAGCCAGGACUCAGCCAAGGCUGUUGCUGUGGUUGAUAAGCUUCCCUCAGUCAACAAGAACAUUGUCCUCUUCAUCACCCGCUUCCUUCAGUUGGUUGGGCGACCGGAGAACCACGCGCACACGAAGAUGACGUACGACAACUUGGCGAUGGUGUGGGCACCAAACUUCCUGCGCUGCCCGAGCGACGACCCGCUUGUCAUCUUCAACAACACCAAGAAGGAGAUGCAGUUUGUGCGCCAGCUUGUCCUCCACUUGAACACGGACAGCGUUGAGCACCUGUUCACGGCGUCGUGCUGAUGUGCCGCACGCGCUGAACAUGGUUGUGCCGCAUUUUGGAAGAGGGGAGGGGAGUGGUGUUGUGUCAUGUUGACACUCGCGUUUGUGCCAAGGCUGGUGUGCGCUCGCCAUCGCAUCAUUUUCAACUGUGGCCUGUUGUCGGUUUGUUGUCGUUUGUCAUCAACUCGUCCACCCAAACCUCUCCUCCUUUUUGGUUUUGCUUUCUGCACAUUGCUUGAUGAUAGGUUGUGUGUGUGUGUGUGUGUGUGUGCGUGUGUGUUUUCAUGCUCGUUUCUCUCUUCGCACGUGUUCUUUCUUUGUUCCUUCUUCACAGUUUGGUUCGCUUCCUUUUCUCUUUGCCCUGCGAGUGAUAUCGUGUGUUGCUGUGUAAUUCGUGAGGGUGUGUUCCGUGCGCACGGUUGGAACAAGGGCUUGCGUGCUCCUGUCUCGAUAAACCAAAACUGAGCACA